This is a messenger RNA of Papilio machaon (common yellow swallowtail), 9247 nucleotides long. It is a transcript of the gene hyd, whose product is annotated as E3 ubiquitin-protein ligase UBR5. Gene Ontology annotation, molecular function: ubiquitin binding; RNA binding; zinc ion binding. Gene Ontology annotation, cellular component: nucleus. The record is from RefSeq and is a predicted model, not a curated record. Gene Ontology annotation, biological process: protein polyubiquitination; regulation of double-strand break repair; DNA damage response. Bases 238 to 8829 code for a protein of 2863 amino acids. NCBI's taxonomy places the organism in Eukaryota, Metazoa, Arthropoda, Insecta, Lepidoptera, Papilionidae. The transcript is spliced from 50 exons.
UACAGACGUAGAAGCCAUGUUGAUAUUUUCUUUCUUUUUUCGUCAUGUACCGACUCACAUGUAUUUGAGAACGAAAAACGAUUACUAGUGGAAUCAGGAAUCACAAGAAAUAAAAUAUGGUGGUUGUUGGAAGUUUUUAGAUGGUGGUUUUCUUUUGUUCUUAAAACUAUUGUGGUGGAUUCUAUGAAGUGCACAUUGUUCAAUUACUAAAAACAUAAGACAAAACGUCUUACGGAAAUGUCUUCUAUGCAUUUUGUGGUUCAUCCUUUGCCUGGGACAGAGGAUCAAUUGAUAGACAGAUUAAAAGAGGUUUCUGAGCGCUGGAACCGAUAUGGGACAGGGGCUGGAUCGUCAGCGCUCAGCACACUGCGUGGUGUGCGAGCCGUGACCGCCGGCCCCGCCCACAUCGCUUGCCUACUUGACGACGGCACGAUAUGCCGCGCCGCAUUCUCCAUCAUCCCCGACAGGCUCGACUUGAGCAAAGCGGACGCCAGCAAGAACGGUGGGAAUGGAGGUGGAGGAAGUGGGGGAGGUGGGACUAGUGGGGGGAAACAAGGCGGCAGCAGUGGCGGCUGCGGCUCUAGACAACAGCCGCGGACUAGGGCUCGCAUCAUGAGAAACUCAAUUCGUGCUGCACCCAGUUCACAAGGGUCUACGAGUCGUGCCACUGGUGUAAUUAUAGGCGCAUCUAGCUCCGGGCGAGUCGUGUCCGUUCCGGCGCCUUUUGUACCGGAGGAUUUGGUAACACAGGCUCAAGUUGUUCUUCAAGGAAAAAGUCGCAGUCUCAUUAUACGAGAAUUGCAGCGUACAAACCUGGACGUGAACCUAGCCGUAAACAACUUGCUGUCCCGCGACGAUGAGGAGGGCGAGGAGCCAGAGGGUGGCGAGGGCGGCGACGGCUACGUGCCAGAGGACCUCAUCUCGCUGCUCGACAGCGGCUUCCACGCCACGCAGCAGGACCAUUCCGUCAUAAUCGACGCCGAUGCGAUGUUCUCCGAGGACAUCUUCGGGUACGCGACUAUCAGAAGUCGUAACGGGGGCGGCGGCAGUGGCAGUGGUGGUGGACGCGCGGGCGCCAGCCGCGAGGGCAGUAGCUCCACGCAGGAGCGGCCCUCGGAGUUCAGCAGGUGGCGCGAUCGUCAGUACUUCGGCCCAAGGAGGUGGCUCGAAUCCGCUCUGAGAGAUACAUCGUGGGAUAAAGAUGGAGUUGACAACAAGAAAAAAGAUUCUGCAAUGAGCGCGUCGCCGCUGUGGGUGUCCGAGGAACUGGAGUACUGGGACAGCAAUAUCCGCUUCACGCACAUUGCGGCCACCUACAGUGAGCUCAUCGCAGUCUCCAGCCUCGGCCAGCUGCACCAGUGGCGCUGGGCUGACGCGCAUCCUUACCAGCGCAAUGACUGCUCCAGUUCUAACAGUCUGUACCACCCGCGCGGCAACUGGCUCGGCAUGAUGUCGGGAGAGCGUAUCGUCAACAUUAGCGCCGCUGGCAUUCGAGUUUCCGUGCUCACUGACACAGGCAGAAUUGCCACCUUCCUCGAUGAGUCUAUUGCUCACGCACCGGGCGCCGCUCGCUUGGAGCAUCCUCUGCAAACGUUCACGGAGUUUGGCAGUGACAAGGCUGUGUCUCUGCACGCCUGCUCGCUCUACACUGUGGCCAAACUGGACUCUGGAGCUCUCUACUGGUGGGGCGUACUUCCACUGGGCCAGCGCGCUCGCCUGUGGGAGAAGCACCGCGCACGCUCCCGCAAGCAGCAGCGCGGCCACUCGUCCGCGACGCCGCAGGACCUGCAGGCGGGACAAAACGUCACCAUGAAGAACGCGCCCAUGUACCAGCCCGGCGCUAUAGGUUUCAACAUGUCCUCGGGUGUGCCGAAAGUGGGCGUGUUGCAAAAUGCGGCCUGGAACCUAUCGGAUAUGUGCCGCUUCAAGUUGCUGCCACCGCCUCAGCUUGACCGCUCCAUCUCAGAUAAAGACAAGAGAGAUAUUCAGAAUCAAUCUCCGCUGACUGUGUCCUCCGUGAAAGCGUCCUCUUCCGGCGGAAGUGGCAAGGAUAGUGGCAAGGACAGCAAUAAGGAUAUGGCGGACCGCCUGGACAUGCCACCGCCGCCCAGCCCCGCCUCUUCUACUUGCAGUGACACCAGCACUUCACACAAACGUGCUAAACGUGUGACCGUUCGUGGUGAGGAAGGUUCUUCCAACGAUGGCUCCAAACGUGACGAGGAAGAGUGGCCAUUGAAGGAAGUAGUCUUUCUCGAGGAUGUGAAGAGCGUGCCAUUGGGCCGCGUGCUCAAGGUUGACGGAGCUUACGCGGCAGUGCGGUUCCCGACUAUGGGCAAGGACGGCAAGGAGGUGCUGCCCUCCACCACUGAUGACUGGACGACCGUGCUUCAAGACUGCCGGCUCGUACGCAAAGAUGAUUUGGUAGCGGUGAAGUGGGGCGCGGGAAGUGGAUCUGGGUCCCGCGGACCGGACUGCCUGCAGCGCUCGCCCAGGAAGGUCGCUCUUCCACCUGAGUUGCAAGUUAUUACCAUCGCAGUUGACAGUCGCGGGGUGCACGCCGUAGUGAAGCGACCGGGCGGCGCGUUGGCGUACGCCGUAUACGCGGUGGGCGCGACUCGUGCGCUUACUGACAGCGUCUUCCCCACUGACCACGAGGCAUUGCUCGGUCACACCAACGGAGCCGGUAUUCAGCUCGCCACUGCCGCAGAAGGUAGCGAGGCGGUGGUGGUGAUGGCGGACGGCAACGGCGCGCUGUACCCCAUCGCGCGCGACUGUGUAGGCAUGGUGCGCGAGCCACCGCCGCUCAACCUGCCGCCCGCGCGCGCACUCACCGCACACGCGUUGCCGCUGCAGCCGCAUGGCGCCGCGCACUCGCACCACGCUGCGCUCAAGUCACAGGUGGCGCUUAUAAUAAUAGUACCAGAGCCACAGCUGAUGAUGCCGCGUGUGCUGCGCUGCGAUUUGGAAGGUGUGCGCCAGCUGCUGCAUCUACUCGAAGCGGACAACAACAAACAACAAAUACUUUCCAUCCUUCAAGAACGGUGUGAUGGCAACAGGAAUAUACUACAUGCUUGUGUGCACAUGUGUGCACCUACAUCAAACAAAGAACCCGAUAUAGUAGAAAAUUCUUCGAUGCCGAACGUAGCGAGCGGCACUAGUGGCAGCGGAAACAAUACCGAUGAAGCUGUGCCAGCUAUUUCUUGGCCCCCAGAAACAUUCGAGGCUUCCGGCGAUGAAGACAGUUUAAUGGGACUUACUAAUAACAGUAAAAUAUCGAAUGGCGGGGCGAACGGCGGCGGUGCGGUGAGCGCUGACCCGGCGGAGCGGCGCGGCAACGCGCUGGCCGCCCUGCGCGCGCUCUGCGAGAGCCCAGUCCUGCAGCCCUACCUCAUGCAGCUGCUCCUUGCUAAGGACGGAAUGGGCCAAACGCCGUUGAUGGCGGCCGUGGCGGAGCGUGCGUACCGCGCGGCGCUCGUGCUGCUGGACGCGAUCAGGUCGUGCCCCGAAGCGGACGAGGCGCAACGCUCCGAUGCCAUCUUCCCGCCCAACGCGCACCCUGACCACUCGCCGCUCCUCGUGCUCUGUUGCAACGACACCUGCAGCUUUACCUGGACAGGACAGGAACAUAUCAAUCAGGAUAUAUUUGAAUGCAAGACUUGUGGUCUCACUGGUUCGCUUUGCUGCUGCACUGAAUGCGCGAAGGUUUGCCACAAAGGACACGACUGCAAGCUGAAGCGCACGUCGCCGACUGCGUACUGUGACUGCUGGGAGAAGUGCCGCUGCAAGGCGCUGGUGGGCGGCAACUGGGCUGCGCGCUGCGACCUCCUCGCCAGGCUCGCUAGGGACACGCAGCUCGCCACGCAUUUUAACUCCAGGGGCGAGUCGAUCCUGCUGUUCCUGGUGCAGACGGUAGGGCGGCAGGCGGUGGAGCAGCGUCAGUUCCGCGCUGGCGGAGGGCGGGGUCGCGCGCCGCGCAAGCAGCCCGGCUCCGACGCUGAGGUGGACACGCCCGACCACGACCUCGAGCCGCCGCGGUUCGCAAGACGCGCUCUGCUACAUCUACUGGGUGAUUGGGCUGCUGUGGAAGCGGCUGUUAUGUGUGGCGCCACCGCCUCGGAGCCUGAAGGCCGGCCCGGCAGCCCCUCGCUUAACCAGUCCGGAACCACGCUCCUCGACAAGUUCACACACGCACUCAUCGUUAAGUGUACCAAUGAAAUGCUAGACACGUUGCUGCACACGCUAAUGCGCGAGCAGCAGAAUGAGGCGGUGCCGGGACGGGCGGAGCGCGCGCGCGAGGUGGCGCGCCGCUUCGUGCGCUCCGUCGCUAGGAUCUUCGUCAUAUUCAGUGUCGAGAUGGCACCAGGCGCAGCCAAGAAGAGAGGGCCACUUUCGAUCACAUCCUCGUUGGUCCGGUGCCGGCGUGUAUUCGCUGCGCUAGUAGCACUUGCCGUGGAGGAGCUGGUGGAGGCAGCCGACGCCCUGCUCGCGCCGGUCCGGCUUGGCGUGGUGCGCCCCACUGCCCCCUUCCCACUUGCCACAACCUACGUCGAUCUUGUUAAUGGCAGCGAGGAUUUGUUUGGAGUCGAGCCCCUAUCUACAGGACACACUCGGCUCGGACACAGUCGCAGGGAAUCAAACACCGGCGGAGGCCGCGGGGCAGCCGCAGGCGGUGCUUCAAUGGGCGGAUCAGCGCUGGCUCCUGACAGAGCCUCCACGCCCGUCGCCACUGAAUACGCAGAUGAUGUGGCCGAAGCGCCCUCCCUGGGUGGUGACGACGAUGCCUCCGAGACCGACGAGCCUGCCAUGGCGGCAGCCGACCCCACCCCGGACGCACAACACGAUGAUGCAAUGGGCGAAAGAGGGCAAGAACAACAUGUAGUCGUUGAAAACGGCACGGAGCGCGCGGAGGGCGGCGAAAGCGAGAGCGAGCUGGAUCUGCUGGCCGAGGUGGAGACAGAGAGUGACUCCGAUGACCAGGACAAUGCCGAGUCCGCGCAGCGCAGCGUGCAAACUCGCGCCACACAGGGUUCUGAUGCCGCAGGUAUAGCAUCGCUGCUAAUGUAUCCAGAGGACGAGAGCGGGGACUCAACGCAGCCGGAGGACGAGGACUCGGAGGCGGGCGAGACCGACGAGCAGGACGGCGAGGCCGAGCCUCCGCUGCACGACGGCGAGCCGCUCGAGCGCCGCGCCGCGCCGCCUGCGCGCCCCAACCUCGCGCCGCACUCCAUGCAAUGGGCGAUACGAUCGCGCGAGCCGACGCGCGGCACGACAAGCAGCGCAGGCGGGGUGCGGCUGACGGGCAGCUCCUCGCUGGUGUUCAUCGACCCCGCCUCGCUGCGACGUUCUGCCGCUGCGGCAGCUGCUGGCGCACACGACCCGCACUCCACAUCUACCACCGCUUCCUUCUUGGCACGAGCGUUCGGUAUUGUCAUCCGUCAAAUCGCGGAUCUACUGUGGGAGUAUGAACGUAUAACUCUGCCGUUACCGCGCCUGGUGCCUCUGGCCUACCGCGAGGCGCUGCGCCUGCAGUGUUACCUCGAACGACAACUCAAGCCCACUUGGGACUGGCUCGUUACCGUUAUGGACGCUACAGAAGCUCAGUUGAGAUUCGGCGCUUCAUUGACUUCGAACAACGCGGGCUCUGCGGCAGCGGAACACAGCCGCACCAACGCCACCACCACCCGCCGCACCACCUCUUUCACCUCGCCCGCCACGCGCAUCAUCGGCUUCUCGGAGGGACCGCGCGGCCGGGAUAGAGACCAAGGUGUGGAGGCAGGUAGCGCGCGGCGCGAGUUCCUGGCGUACUGCCUCUCGCUACUGCGCGCGCACAGCGCCGAGCACGCGGAGCAGCUGCCCGUGCUGGACGUGGCCGCGCUCAAGCACGUCGCGUACGUGCUUGACGCGCUCAUAUACUACAUGCGAGCUGCGCAGCCGCAACCGCACCACCACCCACAUUUAUGGACAGCCGACGAAAAUGAAAACGAGGAAGGCGACGAGGAGAUGGUAGUGGGUGGCGGAGGCACCAAUGAGUCUGACGGCGAGGGCGAUGGCGCACGCGGCCGCACGCACGCCUUCUUCCAGCGUUCCGACUCCACGCUCUGUCUGGGAUGUCCCCCGCCAGAUCCUUUCAAUAUGACAAUGCAAGAUGCACUGCCGCUGGCCGACCAGCCGCAGCUGCUGCAGCCCAACGCGCGCCGCGAGGACCUGUUCGGCAUGCCGCGCCAGCCCGUCACCCUGCCGCCCGCCGACGACGCCAACACCGGCGCCGCAAAUCCGCUUGAAGUGAUGUGCCUGUUGAAAGUGGUUCCUCGUCGGUUGGGUUUGUCGUCGCGCGGAGCUGAGCGCGGCUGGUCGCCGCCCGCGCGCCCCGCCUCCGCGCCGCCCGCGCACACACACACCAUGGCGCGCGACGAGCCGCAGGAUUUAUCCUGUGCUAAAGAUACUGUAACAAAAAUGGACACCGGAAGUGAUGGUGAAUAUCCAUCGGAUUCUGAUUCUGAUGAAGCAAGACAAAUCCAAAGGAAGAAACAUCACAGGCAUCCGCACGCGUCGACGUCUGGUAGCAGCUCGCGGCAGGACCGGCAGGAGGCGGCACCGCCAUCGGAGUUCCACACGCUGGUGGACACCGCCUGCUCCAUCAUAGACGCGCCGCACCAGCAGAACAUCGCACUGCCUAAACCGGGAGUGAGCGGAUCUGUGCACGAGCCGCGGCCGUCCACCUCGCGCAGCCCCGGCAAGACUGUUAUUGUACGUGCUGGCGAAUUACUAAGUGUUGCCGAUCCUUUAGAGUCGCAGGAGAUAUCUGCUCACGUGACAGUAGAGACGACCGGCCUCACCACGGCCCCCUUGUUACCUACACAAGUACUUAAUGCACCUGCUCAAGCUCGCACUUGUCCGUCACUGGGAGCGACCGUGUCGCACGACCUGCUGUUAGGUCGGUGGCGGCUAUCACUGGACCUGUUCGGGCGCGUGUUCACCGAGGACGUGGGCCUCGAGCCCGGCUCCGUGGUCGCCGAGCUCGGCGGCUUCCCAGUCAAGGAGGUCAAGUUCAGGCGCGACAUGGAGAAGCUACGCAACUCACAGCAAAAAGAUUUGACCCUGCAUAAGAUGGAGCGUGAUCGUGCGAAGCUACUGCAGCAGACAUUCGCGGAGUUGAAUAGCGCGUUCGCGGGGCAGAACCGCCGCGCGCACAGCGCACAGCCGCCGCUCGCCGUCAACCGUGUCAAGGUGACGUUCCGCGACGAACCCGGCGAGGGCAGCGGCGUCGCCAGGUCCUUCUACACCAGCGUCGCUGAGGCGCUACUAGCAAACGAGAAACUGCCUCCGCUGGAGUCGACCUCCGGCAGCGGACUCAACAGCAACGCGUCUAACGGCACCUCAGGCUCCAGCGGCGCCAAUGCAGGCGCCAGCGCUAACACUGGAACACGUAGUAGCGGUGCAGGCAGAGCGCGCGCUAAGGACACGGCGCGGCGGGUGCCGGGCAGAGCUGCGCCGCGGCCUCCCACCGCGCGCGAGCCGCGCCGCGUGCUCAGUGUCGAUGCGAGGCCGUACUCACCACAGGCUGCACCGGGGACUGAGGGCGCGGGGUACAGUGGCGACCGGCCCGGCGGACACAACGAACAUCUCACCCUGCAUCAGGCACAACUCGGCGAAAGAUUAUAUCCCAGAGUACAUUCUCUCCAUCCGACAUUUGCGGGCAAAAUCACUGGGAUGCUGUUAGAAUUGACACCUGCCCAACUUUUAGUACUACUUGCCAGUGAAGACGCAUUGAGACAGAAAGUGCGAGAGGCCAUGGACCUUAUAGUUAUGAAUCCUUCUGAAGCGAUACUAGACCUGGACGUAUUCUCGCUGUCGGAACGCGGCGGCGGUGUGGGCGGCGGCGGGGGCGCGGCACUGGGUGCUGGCUCGUCGGCGGCGGCUGCGGACGAUGCGGCGCCACUCUUCUACUCGCCAGGCAAGCGCGGCUACUACUCGCCUCGGCAGGGACGCGCCACCUCGGAGCGCAUCAACGCCUUUAGGAAUGUCGGCAGAAUCAUCGGGCUGUGUCUGCUACAAAAUGAACUGUGCCCAAUGUUCCUCAAUCGGCACGUGUUGAAAUACAUACUGGCCCGACCUAUACGUUUCCACGAUCUCGCGUUCUUCGACCCUGUCGUCUACGAGAGCUUGCGCCAACUCGUCGCCGACGCAGAGAAUGGAGAUUCUCAUUCCUUGUUUGCAGCUCUCGAUCUCAACUUUAGUUUGGAAAUGUGUGAAGAAGAAGGCGGUGGUUGUGUGGAACUGGUACCCGGUGGCCGAGAAAUCGAAGUGACCGCGCUCAACGUGUACGAUUACGUGCGCAAGUACGCACAACAUCGGAUGCUGCACUCGCAGGAAAAAGCGCUCGAGUCGAUCCGUGUGGGCGUAUUGGAUGUGUUACCCGAGUCCUCCUUGGAGGGCUUGACCGCUGAGGACCUGCGGCUCCUGCUGAACGGCGUGGGCGACAUCAAUGUGGCCGCGCUGGUCUCGUACACAAGCUUCAACGACGAGAGCGGCGAGCCUCCAGAGCGGCUCGUGAGGUUCAAACGUUGGCUCUGGGCCAUCGUUGACAAAAUGACUCAUCUUGAACGACAGGAUCUGGUGUACUUCUGGACGGGUUCGCCUGCGUUGCCGGCGUCGGAGGAGGGCUUCCAGCCAAUGCCGUCGGUGACAAUCCGGCCGGCUGACGACGCGCACCUGCCCACCGCCAACACGUGCAUCUCGCGCCUCUACAUCCCGCUCUACUCAUCGCGACACGUACUCAAGCACAAGCUGCUGCUUGCUAUAAAAACUAAAAAUUUCGGCUUCGUGUAGACGCUAUUUAGCCACCGAUUCUAUGUACCUCUAGCUAUAAGCCCAGUCAUAUAAGACUGCCGUUGUAUCUCCUCGUCGGGUGGACGGAUCUAUGAUGUCUUGUAUUUAUAUAAUGCCAUAAAUAUAGCUCUUAUGUCAUAUAUAUUUAUAGAAAGCCUACACUAUUGUAUGUCUCGUAUUCUCUUUAUGAUCUUGGACUAAAUUUAAACAUUAGGUAUUAUGGACUGACAUCACACAAUCUAAAGCUUCUAUUCAAAGAUUGACGUAAACAAUGCAAGCGGUCCGGUGUGCACAAGUUAACAGUAAUUAAUAAUCAUGUUUGAGGUAAAGUUCUACUUUACAUACAUUUAAUUCAAGUCUUAUUCUAGUAAUAGUAUAUAUACAUAUAUAAAAUGAAGCGUAUGUAUGUAUUUGAGUA